CCCCGCAUGGCCGGAAAUUCAAGCACCUUGCAGCAAUAUCGCUCCUCCAUCGCAGCCGUCAGUAGCGGUAAAGAAGCCAAUGAAGAGGCAUGGAUGACAAUGUGGUGCUCGUCGAAUUGGGCCGAGCUUCUCCAGCCUGCACCGCUGAGUAUCUCUCUUCUUGGCUCUGUUCUAUGCAUAGCAUCUGGGACAGACGACUUCAGCCUACAAACCCCUCCUUCAGAGGGGGGUUCACCGUUAACCUGGAAAUAUGUGAAACACCCAGAUUCAUUCAAGACGUGCCUCAUGCAGAUGGUGGGAGAUGGCUACAUAGCUUUUGAAACAGCUCACACGAAGAUGCAAACCAUUCAAGCGUUGUCGGAGCAGAUGCCAGACGUCAUACGGAACCUCGUCACCGUCCUGGCGACCGGGACCCAGGUGGAGGUGGAAGCUUUCUUCAAGACAGGGCUCAACGAUCUCGGAUCUUUGGCACGUAAAUGCGAGGACGCUGCCAAUGCUUGUGUUACCGGUUUUGAUGAUCUCUCUAAUCUCAGUCAGGAGCUGUCCGUGGCCUGUACUUAUAGAGCUGGGACAGCGGAACAAGCCAUUGUCGCAAAUGACAUGCACCUCAAGGUGUUAGCAGAAGAGAAGAGAAGAAGGGAAGAAGAACUUAUCGUCACC
Molecule: messenger RNA, 660 nt
Organism: Heterobasidion irregulare TC 32-1
Lineage: Eukaryota; Fungi; Basidiomycota; Agaricomycetes; Russulales; Bondarzewiaceae
Exons: 6
Source: RefSeq, a predicted model, not a curated record